Messenger RNA from Pseudopodoces humilis (Tibetan ground-tit), 909 nucleotides. The record is from RefSeq and is a predicted model, not a curated record. NCBI's taxonomy places the organism in Eukaryota, Metazoa, Chordata, Aves, Passeriformes, Paridae.
AUGCGGGGCCCCGGGGCGCUCUCCCCGCGGGCAGCGCUGCCCUUGGCCGGCCCGGACGCGCUCCGGCCGCGCCGGGAGCCGCGGCAGCGCAGCCCGGCCGGCCCGGCGGGGGCGGCGGGGCAGGGCAGGGCCCGCCGAGCCGCCCCUCCGCGCGGCGCGGGCGGAUUACGGCCGCAGCCCGAGCGCCUAAGCCCGGCUCACCGGGAAAAGCCGCUCGAAGGGCUUUGCGAUCCUGUUAAGUUCUCGGAGAGGAUCAAGACGUCAAAGGGGCUCGGCGGCGCCCCGGCACAUUUCGUGCCACGCCGAGGAAAGUUGGGAGCCCGCCGCGGGCAGGGAAGGGCAGGGCCGGCCCGGGGCCGCCAGCGGAGCGAGGAUCGCAGGGCGGCGAUGCCAGAAGCGGUGGGGCCGUGCGGGCGGCCACACGCCCCGCUGCCCGCCGCAGCCGCUGUCCCCGGGCGGGCGCUCAGCCCUGCUCGCCGGGACAGGCCCCGCGGCCCCAGCGCCCCUGGGCCCGGCAGGGUCCGGCUGCCGCCUCCUGCUGCGCGUCGGCCGGGAGAGCCCGUGCCGAGCGGGGAGGCCCGGCGGCGGUCCCGGCCGCGCUCGGGAGGAGAGCUCGGGGCCGGCAGGGAGAGCCGGCUCCUCUCCGCCCUCCCCUCGCACACACCGCCCGCAGCUCCCUCAUCUGCGCCGGCGGAGGGGCCGGAGGCAGCGGGGAUGCUCAGGAAGGCGGGUGGGGACGUGCCGCUGCCAGCUCGAAGCGCGUCCCUCUCAGCAGCCGUCGGGGAAUGGAUUUCCCGGGCCUCUGGCUCCGCCGUCCCUGCGCGUCCUGCCCGAUGGGGACCCCCGGGGGAUGGUACCCCACAGCCGCCCCCAGCACUGCCUCUGGGGCCGACACCCUCUCCAUCGUGA